AGCCAGACCCUGGUCCGACUGUUGCUCAAUCCCCAGGAGCUGGUUCAGCGCCUGAUGUCCUGACCCUCUCCUUUCUGCAAUUCAAGGGAAAGACAAGAUCUUGCACAAGGCACCCUGAAUCUGCUCUCUGCAAGGGGAGGGUGACAUGGAGCCUCUCUGGCUGCUCAUCCUGCUCUCUGUCACAGUGUUGUCUCUGGCCCACAACACCACGGUGUUCCAGGGCAUGACAGGCCAGUCCCUGUGGGUCUCCUGCCCCUACGACUCCUUGAAGCACUGGGGGAGACGCAAAGCCUGGUGCCGCCAGCUGGGUGAAGGGGACCAAUGCCAGCGGGUGGUCAGCACCCACAGCUCAUGGCUGCUGUCCUUUGUGAAGAGGCGGAACGGGAGCACGGCCAUUGCAGACGACACCCUGGGUGGCACGCUUACCAUUACACUGAAGAAUCUUCAAGCUCACGAUGCUGGCCUCUACCAGUGUCAGAGUCUCCGUGGCAGUGAGGCUGACACCCUCAGGAAAGUCCUAGUGGAGGUAUUGGCCGACCCCCUUGAUCACCAGGACCCCGGUGAGCUCUGGAUCCCCAAGGAUGCCCAGGUGGAGCACAGCAUCUCCAGGAGCCUCUCAGAAGAGGAGAUCCCCCUUCCAUACACUUCCAUCCUUUUCCUCCUGGCCUGCAUCUUUCUCAUCAAACUUCUAGCAGCCAGUGCCCUCUGGGCUGCGGCCUGGCAUGGGCAGAAAUGGGAGACAUCCCCAGCCAGGGGACCUGACUGCGGCCAUGACCCAGGCCACCAGCUCCAGACUCUAACAGGCCAGGGCUUGGCUGAGGAGCUGGAGGCAUCUGUGGGGGGCUCCCUUCAGGUGCUCUGUUUCUAUGGACUCCAGGACAUCAAGGGCCAGAAGGUGUGGGGCCGGUUCUUGCCAGAGGGGUACCAGCCCUUGGUGUCUUCAGCAGUGGAUCGCAGAGCACCAGAGCACAGCCGCACAUUCCUCACCGACCUGGGGAGUGGCCUGCUCCAGGUGGAGAUGAUUGCCCUGAGGGAGGAGGAUGCUGGGGAUUACGGCUGUGUGGUGGAGGGGGACACUGGGCCCCAGACAGUGCACAGAGUGACUCUGAAAAUCCUCCCUGCAGCUCCUGGCCUGAACAAAGAAGAGGUUGACAAUUUGGCUGACGACCUUUCUUCAGGCUCUGUAGCCAGUGCCAGCCCUCUGGAACCCAGGCAGGAUGAGAAGAGCAACCCCCUGAUCUGGGGCUCUGCGCUCCUGCUGGGCUUACUGGUGGUGGCAGUGGUGCUGUUUGCUGUGUUGGCCAGAAAGAAAGGGAACAGGCUUGGUUUCUGUGGCCAAUCCGAGAGCAGUGGAGCUCCAGACAUGGCACCCUCCUCAAUGGUCCACAUCGAUGAUUCUGGACUGGCUGUAGAUGUGCCAUCGAACGUACCAUAUGCGAGGCUUGACUCACCACCUUCCUUUGAUGAUACCACCUAUACCAGCCUACCUCUUGAGCCCCCAUCAAGGAAACCCCCAUACCCAGCUCCAUCCUCCUCAUCCCCUCUGACUCCUGAGGUCUUGACCUGCUCCAAUACUGUGACAUAUGCCACAGUCAUCUUCCCUGGAGGGGACAAGAGUGGAGGGGGCUCUGGGGAGCCAGCCCAGGAUCCUCCUAAUAGCCAGACUCCACCCAGCUGAGCUGCUCACCACACUGUGUGCUCACAGAGACUGUCCUGGGCUUCUUUCUGUGCGUCCACCCAGCCAGUCCAUGCCCUACGUCCUUAGUGUGUCAGAGCAACUGGGGAUGUUAGGGCCUAAUCUAAUGUCUUGACUUUUCUAAUCUUGAAAGUGACGAUUGGGUGUGAUUGAGGUGUCUUGGAGAAGUCUCCCAUGUUGGUUCCUCUGCCAUUACACCCCUGGGCUAAAUAAAUGUUAAAUGAUGAUAUAU
Messenger RNA from Phyllostomus discolor (pale spear-nosed bat), 1928 nucleotides. Its product is annotated as triggering receptor expressed on myeloid cells 2. The transcript has 9 exons. Gene Ontology annotation, cellular component: plasma membrane; cell surface. The record is from RefSeq and is a predicted model, not a curated record. Gene Ontology annotation, molecular function: transmembrane signaling receptor activity. NCBI's taxonomy places the organism in Eukaryota, Metazoa, Chordata, Mammalia, Chiroptera, Phyllostomidae. The coding region runs from base 146 to 1678 and encodes 510 amino acids.